AUGAACGUUUCCAAGAGCUCUUGGCGUUUACAGGCGAUGGUGAAUGAUGUGGAGCAAUCAUUACCACACGAUAAAGGUCGUCGAUACUACAAUCGUCAAUUGGUAGAAAUGUUGGAGCAGAGUGACUAUAACCGUGCGUGGGCUAUUGUCGAGACAUUGCAUCGACGAUAUCCAAACAAGGCGGUACUCUGGACGUAUACGUACAAUCUGAUACUCCGUCAUUAUUGUAAACAGCAAAAGACACUGAUGAAUUUGAAUCUGACGCGCAUUCUGGCGCUAUUGGACGUGAUGGUAGCUCAAGGCUGUGCGAACCAGAUAAGUUUUCAAGUAGCCAUGGCUGCGUGCAGUCGUGCACGGCAUUUACGCAGUGCGAGACAUGUACUGGAGAAGAUAAAGGAAGCUGAUAAGAAACCGGAUGAAAGAAUAUACGGCUUUUUGAUCAAUUGCUGUGCAAGAAAGCAAGGACUAAUCAAGAUUGCGGAACGUUAUUUUUAUGAAAUGAUACUUGCAGGAGUAAAACCGACCAUGUUGGUGAUCAAUGCCUUGCUGCGGGUAUACUCGCGUGAUUCAGGACGGUCCAACGCGAUGUUGAAGCUUGUAGAGCGUGCAAUGGAUGAGUUUGGGCUAGUUCCCGACACUGUCACAACACGGACGAUCGUGUAUUAUCUUUUGCGUAAAGGUGACAUUGAUGGCGCUGUGAAUUUUUUGCAACAGGUUGAUAGUCUUUCGUUUGCGAAAUUAAUGAAGCUGCCAGUAAGGCGUCAAGUGGUGAAUGCGCUGGUUGAUGCUUGUCGGCAACGUGGUGAGUGGGAUUUGGCUGAGUACGGGCUUACGAUAUUAGAAAGGACCGAUGAAGAGAGCGUUUCAGCUGUCGAUCUUGCCAGAAAUGUUCAAGACUCGAUUGAACUGAAGAAGCUGGUUGCGAGACGUGAUGCUGUGACCGUGGCGGUAGUCUGGGCGCUAGAUAAUCAAGAUUGGUCUCAAAUGACACGACUGGAAAAGGGAGCAUUUUUGCGGGAUCGGAAUCAGAGCGAAAGUUUUGAGCGCGCAUUGGAGUACAUGCGCACAUGCAACUCUUUUUCGAAGAAGCGGGCGAUUGAAAGGCUUUCCUUAAAGCUGGAGGGUAAAUUACGGAUAUUGGAUGAACUGAUUUGCACCAGGAGUGCAAGUGCAGAAGACUUUAAUGCCAUGCUAUGUGCCUGCGGGAGACAGGGACAUUCAGCAGACGCAGUGUCUGUUAUGACGAAGAUGAAAAAAUACGCAGAAGUUACGCCAGAAUGCAAGCCGACGAUUUGGAGCUAUAACGCGUUGCUAAAUGGGUAUGCAGUCGGUGGCAAUGUUGAGCACAUAGAAGCGGUUGUGAAUGAGAUGAUCGACAAUGAAUUGCAGCUUGACCAAGUGACCAUGAAUACGGUGAUGAAGGGCUAUAUUGCAAGUUUGAAGGGUGGUAUUAGUAGAAGCCCACAGGUGCGUCUUAACAAUGUGGUACGAGCGCUUUCGUUUUUUGAGUGGUGUACAGAAGACCAAAAACUUGAUCCAGGGGCAGCAACCUAUUAUUUGAUGUUUCGGUUGUUUUCAACAUAUUUGGGGAUACCAUGCAAAGGAAGCAAUUACCAACCCAAUGACGAAGAUCAGCUGAGCGAUGGUAGCUAUAGUGAGGAAAUCGUGGAUGGCCCAGACGGCGAACUCAUGGCGUGGAUGGGAAAGUUCAUAUCCAGCACCUGCCACGACGCGCCUCUCGGGUCUCUGGAUAUCGGUGUGUUUAACAAUGCGUUUGACUAUUACUACCGCCUUGGUGACGUGGACGCAUCGUUUGCACUAUUCAAUUUGAUGAAAAAGCGCGGGUUUGAGCCAAACGACACCACUCUUGGACUGAUGUUUGCUACAUGCGCUAGCCAGCAACAAUUUGAGGUAGGCUUAAAGUUUUUAGACCAUUUAAUGACCGUCGACGGUUAUAAGCCCACGCUGAAGGUACUCCGUGGUGCCAUGCAAUUGUGUGCAAACUCAAAGAACCCGGACGGAACGCUGGAGCUCUUUCGGGCUAUUGAAUCGUCAGGCUUAUUUUCGCUUACUGUAGAAACUUACGAACCCGUGGUGUUUGCAUAUGCUCGCGUUGGGAACGUAGCUAGUGCGUGGGAGAUUGCAAACGAGAUGGAAGAGAAACUAGGGAGAGUAUCAGUUAGUAUUUACAACCGUAUCUUAUUGGCGUGCGUGGAAGCUGCUCUUCCUGGGCGUGCCUUGGAAGUGCUAGGUGUGAUUCGGCGAAAGGGAGUGACUCCGGACAUUAUUUCUUACAACACGGCACUGGAAGCUUUUGUAAAAGCUGGCGAGCGAGCGGCAUGGUGGAGAAAGCACAAAGGCAGUUGGGAGGGGGAAGAUGUAGAUAGCGACAUUGGUGAAGCUGACAGGAAUGACUAUUUUGGAAGUGUUGAUGUGAUGAAAGGUGAAUGUGGUUCAGGAGAGCCUACUCUGGUUGCUGGUUGUAGUGUGAAUCUGGUGCCAUCUAAAGAUUAUGAGCUUGAACAACGUGAGAAAGCUACAUGGGUUCGUGCUAGCAUUCUGGGUCUACUCGAGGACAUGCAGCAAGGUCAAGUGAGACCGGACAUGAUAACUUAUGAGCGUGCAAUAGCAGCGUGCAGUGUUAAUGAGGAUUCCGAAGGUGUGAUCACUAUAUUCGACCACUAUCUCAUCGAUCGAAGCAAGAUUACCGUCGAGCUGAAAAGCGAUCUCGUAACUGAGUCCUCUUUUUCAGCCUAUCUCGUGGAGUGCACGUCAUUGCAAGACAAAGACCGUGUGAUUGAAGCUUUGUCACUUUUCCGCAAAUGGCACGCUGCAACGGGCCAAGCGCCACCAGCAUUUGUCAUGGCGCAAUUGUUGGACUCACUGGACGAUUUAGGCGAAUGGCGUCGAGCUGUUCGGAUGCUUCCCAAUUGGCAGGCAUUGUUUGGUGUUCCGCCCAGCGUUGCUGUAUUUAAUCGUAUCAUGCAAAUGUGUAACCGUGCAGAAGAAUACCAGCUUGUGGCUCCAAUAUUCGCUACUAUGCAGGAUACCGCAGCUUAUCGUGUUUACCCCGACACAGAAAGUUACAUUCAACGAAUUUAUGCUGAGGAGCAGCGCGAAAAUUGGGUAGCAGCCACGGAUCUGUUUAUAGAGAUGCAGAAAAUAUGUCCGAGCGAUGACAUUCCACACCAACAGCUUCAAAAAAUUGCAUUAGGUCGCUACAGGAUGCGUCAAAACGAGCAUUAA
Peronospora belbahrii is the source of this 3246-nucleotide messenger RNA. Lineage: Eukaryota; Oomycota; Peronosporomycetes; Peronosporales; Peronosporaceae. The record is from the annotation of a GenBank genome assembly.